Messenger RNA from Mycena indigotica, 441 nucleotides. RefSeq names its product ATP-dependent DNA helicase. The record is from RefSeq and is a predicted model, not a curated record. The transcript has a single exon. Lineage: Eukaryota; Fungi; Basidiomycota; Agaricomycetes; Agaricales; Mycenaceae. The coding region runs from base 1 to 441 and encodes 146 amino acids.
AUGAAAACUGGAAUGCGAGGCAAUGUCUCGACCUACAGACUGAAUCCUACCCUCAUCGAGGAAAUGGUUACCGGCAACCUAAUGCCUCGUCCUAUCGGCAUUUUGGCUGCGACAAUUUCUGUCACGUUCGUCGGGGCAAAGAAUGUACCUUUGUUUGUCCUUCCGAAGAUGUUCGAGGUACAGCGAAGAAGGGUUCACGACGCAUUAGUGUGGCUUCAAGCCAACAACCCGUUAUAUGCCAACAUCGAAAUUUCCUCGGAACGCCUUGCAGAACUCCCCGAACACGGCGUACCAGAGGAGCUAACAACAACAGCUCGAUAUACAGAAGAUGCUUCGGUCAUAGCUCGUGAACAUGGUGGUUAUGUGCCAUCCGAUGCGGAUGAUGGCGCAGAUACUCAAGUCAAUGAAGCAGAAGAGCGCGACUUGCCAGCGACACGGUAG